Molecule: messenger RNA, 3036 nt
Organism: Nerophis lumbriciformis (worm pipefish)
Lineage: Eukaryota; Metazoa; Chordata; Actinopteri; Syngnathiformes; Syngnathidae
Source: RefSeq, a predicted model, not a curated record
CCACGCAGGACGUCACAUCGAAGCAUCCCGAGUGUGCACACGCAACCUGCUGCACGCACGCACGCACCCACGCCUCCAGUCCACCAUGAUGAGGACGCACGUAUGGAUUUACCAGGCGCUGGUGUGCGCGCUGCUGGGCAUGCUGCAUGCAGGCGACUUCAGAAAGAGUCGCCAGUCUUUGCAGCGCUACGAGAAGUCCGAAAACCACCUCCUGGUGUGCGCGGACUGUCCUCAGCCGCCUCUGGUGAGGAAGAGCCGCUCGCAGGAACACUGCGCCCGUAAAUGCAAGAAGGUGAAGAAGCACUUCAAUUGCAGGGCCUUCAACUUCCACAAGCACAACAGGAAAUGCCACUUGCUUCCCUUCGACCGCUUCGGCCACGGCGUGCAAAAGCAGGCCAACGCCAACUUCACGCUGUACGAGAAGAAAGAUUAUAUAAGGGAGUGUAUCAUGGGACCCAAGGACAGCUACAGAGGGAGGAGGUCUUGGACCAAGUCAAACAUCACUUGUCAAGCUUGGUCUGAUAAUAACAUCAAUGAGCACACGUUUUAUCCCGAUAGGUACCCGACGCAAGACCUGAGGGAGAACUUCUGCCGGAAUCCCAACAACGAUCCCGGUGGUCCGUGGUGCUACACCACUGAUCCCAAUGUACGGGCCGAGGAGUGCGGCAUAGCACACUGUUCCGAGGAUGUUUGCAUGACAUGCAACGGCGAGGAUUACCGAGGAAAAGUAGACCAUACCAAGAGCGGGAAGGAGUGCCAGAGAUGGGACUCAUCGAGGCCACAUAAACACAAAUUUCAGCCCAAAAAGCACAGGGACAAGGGCUUGACGGACAACUACUGUCGGAACCCGGAUAACCGCCUCCGUCCCUGGUGCUUCACUAUGGAUCCCAAGACUCCCUGGGAGUACUGCAACAUCACAGUAUGUGAGUCCGACUCCUUCAGCAGCGAGGAGCCAGAUGUGAACGUGACGGCGUCCUGCGUCCACGGGAAGGGCAAAGACUACCGCGGAACGAUGAAUGUCACUCCCGAGGGGCUGACGUGUCAGCGCUGGGACUCGCAAUUCCCCCAUCAGCACUCGUUCAUUCCCCACCACUUCAAAUGCAAGGACCUCCGGGAAAACUUCUGCCGCAACCCGGACGGCUCAGACUACCCGUGGUGCUUCACCAACGACCCCAACCAGAGGAAGGCCAACUGCACGCACAUCUCCAGGUGUGACGCAGAGGACGCGCAGAAAACUGAGUGCUACAAGGACCACGGCGAGACGUACCGGGGCGCUUUAGCCAUCACUCGCUCGGGGAUUCCUUGCGCCAACUGGUCGCAUCACAUAAACAGCGGGGAUUCUCACUCUACACUAUCCCAUGUAGGGCUGGAGAGGAACUACUGUCGCAACCCUGACCGGGACAAGCAUGGCCCCUGGUGUUACACCGACCCAAACACGCGCCUGUCUUGGGACUACUGUAAACUGAAGCAUUGUGAUCCUGCCCCAGCGACUCCUCAUGUGAACGCCACGCUCGGCCCCCCUGGUGCGUCGACAACCCGCCCCAGGAUAUCGUGCUUCGUCCACAUUAACACCCGCAUCGUUGGGGGACACCAAGUACGAGGAACAGAUGGCAGCUGGGUCGUGAGCAUCCAACGAGAAAAGAUUCAUUUGUGCGGAGGGUCUUUGAUCCGGGAAAACUGGGUGUUGACGGACCAACAGUGCAUCACGUCCUGCGUUCCCGACCUGAGGGAAUACAGCGUCCAGGUGGGUGUGCGCCACCUCAACGAGUCUUCCCGUCAUCCCAGACUCGCCAUUUCUCGUCUCAUCUGCGGGCCGGAGGGAUCCAACCUGGUCAUGCUGAAGCUGUCAGACCCAGCUCCCGUGUCCGAGGGCGCGUCCACCAUCCAUCUUCCCGUAAAGGAGUGUCACAUUGCAGAGGGAACAAACUGCACCAUGUACGGAUGGGGGGAAACCAAAAACACGGGACAGGACGAGGCGCUGAACGGCGUGACCAUGCCCAUGAUGGACGGGGACAUGUGCUCGCGAAUCAAAGGGGACGCCGGAGACAGCAGGAUAUGUGCAGGAGGAAGGAGAGGAGAAGGUGUAUGUGAUAAGGACUACGGCGGUCCGCUGGUCUGCCAGGAGCACGAGCGCAAAGUCAUCGUGGGCGUGAGCAUGCAGCGGACCAAGUGCGCCUCGUCGCGGCCGGCGCUCUUCGUCAACGUGGCGUUCUACUCAGAGUGGAUUUACAAGGUCUUCAAGCUGUACCCCAGCCCCGAGACAAACUGACGCUGUGCUGGGGAAGACUCACUGAAGUAUUUUGUCUCCUGGAAUAUACUUGAAUACUCACCGAGUACCACGACUACAAGGAUGUGACACCCCCUCUAAGAUCCCACACAGCCCCCCCGCCCCUCCUUCCUUUGCCUUGGCGAGCUGCUGCGGGUUGUGGUGCUAAUGUUUGUAGCAUGAGAGUGAAGGUCCCUGCCAAGGACAACACGGCUGUCGGGUCUCAGUUUGGGGGAAGCGUGGCCCCUGGUGGGCCGUGUGGUCAGCAGGACAUUCGUCUUCCGUGCUCGCUCCGUCCUGGUGUACAUACUUUAUUGAUUACACUCACCAUGUCAGAUGUUAUGGGUCUUAUAGACCUUCUUCUUCCUCUCGCCGCUGACGACGUGUUUAAAAAAAAAUACAUAUAUAUUUAUUUUUUCUUUUGAGAUGAAUUAAGAUGAGCAGCAUUGAGAGAACUAAUAUUCCUAUCCUUAGUAUGCCAAUGCUGUCAGUGUGCUAAUCGUUAGCAGGCUGAAUGUCAACUUAUUAGCAUCACAACAUCUGGACUACACAUGUCAACAUUGCAACUGUUAGCGAAGGAAAGCACUAUCUGGCUGCAAUCCAGAUGCAAUAGUAAUGUAAAUAUUGGAUGCACAAAUGAAACCCACUUUUUGAUGGAAAUAACCCAAUCUUAUAUUUUCAAUGUACAUUUUUGCAGAAAAGCACUCCAGUCGUUUUGAGGAUCUUUUUGUAGUAGGUCCCUAAAAACAGCAGAGCAGUCCUGUCCUGUG